AUGGAGAAGACCGAUCCUAGUAUCGCCGUGACCACCGGCGCCGCGGUUGAUGAGACGGCCCCAGAUGAGAUGAUCCAUAGGCUGCGCAACCUGAAGGCGCACCAUCACUGGGAUCCCAACCUACCUGACGAUGUGGCGGAAGAGGUAGAAGAGGCGUUGCACACCACGGAUAAGGGUGCUCAGGUGGAAAUUGCCCAUGAGCUGCUGGACAACUCCCCAUACCCUGAGGUUCGCGCCGCCGUCCCGAAUAUCGACGAGGGAGGGCAUAGCAACACCAUUCGGGCGUGGACUAUUGGGUUGCUCUUUGCAACCAUUGGUUCUGGCCUCAACAUGCUGUUUUCCAUGCGUCAACCCUACAUCGUCAUUCCAUCUUAUAUCGCCCAGGUCGUUGCCUAUCCAGUGGGUAAGGCUUGGGAGCGAUUCAUGCCCAGCAAGAAGUUCAAGUUCUUCGGCAUUGAUUGUAAUCUGAACCCCGGUGUCUUCAGCAAAAAAGAGCAUGCGCUAGUGGUCAUCAUGGCAAACGCCACAUUCGGUGGUGGCGCCGCUUACGCGACAGAUGUUCUAUUGGCGCAGCGUGCCUUCUACGGUCAAAACUUCGGAUGGGGUUUCGAGAUCCUUAUGUGCAUCUCCACACAGAUGUUGGGCUUUGGUAUUGCGGGUUUCUUCACCAAGUUCCUGGUGCAGCCCGCGGCCAUGAUCUGGCCCUCGACUUUGAUCAAUACUGCCCUUUUCUCUGCGCUGCAUGACCACUCCAAGCCAGACCCCCGAAAGACCUCGGGUUGGAAAAUUGGUCGGUAUCGCCUCUUCCUGUACACAAUGCUCGCGUCCUUCUUCUGGUACUGGUUCCCUGGUUAUAUUGCUCCGUUCCUGAGCGUUUUUGCCUGGGUGACUUGGAUCAAGCCGAAUAACGUGAUUGUAAACCAACUAUUUGGCGGAUGGACCGGUCUGUCCCUCAUUCCAAUGACCUUUGACUGGACCCAGAUCUCGGGUUUCAACUUCAGUCCCCUGAUUGCACCAUGGUACGCCAUGGCAAAUACAAUGAUUGGCAUGGUGAUCUUCUUCUGGAUUGUGACUCCAGCUCUCCACUAUAGUGGCAUGUUUUACUUCAAGUAUCUGCCAAUCAGUGACUCGGACAGCUACGACAACACUGGUGGCGCGUACAACGUGUCCAAGAUUCUUACACCCGAGUUCACAUUUGACGCCCAGAAGUACUCCGAAUAUUCGCCGCUAUUCCUAUCCACUACAUUCGCCCUGUGUUACGGACUGUCAUUCGCAGGUAUCAUUUCUGUCAUUCUCCACACCGGUCUCUUCCAUGGCUCGGAUUUGUGGACCCGAUUCCGCAGUGUUGGUGAUGAGGACGAGGACGUGCACAAUCGAUUGAUGUCGCGUUUCAAGAAAGUUCCGAUCUGGUGGUACGGUGUAGUGACCCUGGUCAUGAUUGGGAUUGCGCUGGGUGUGUCCCUUGGUUAUCCAACUCACUUGAGCUGGUGGGCCUUUUUCAUUGCACUGAUCAUUGCUGUCGUGUGGUUCAUCCCUCUGGGAAUUGUCAAGGCGUCGACCAACAUCGAUAUUGGACUGAAUGUCUUGACCGAAUUCAUUAUCGGUUACAUGCAACCUGGCAAGCCCAUGGCAAUGAUGCUGUUCAAGACCUAUGGGUACAUGAGUAUGUACCAGGGAAUGUACUUCUCUCAGGAUUUGAAGCUCGGACAUUAUAUGAAGAUCCCGCCGCGUGUGACCUUUGCUGCGCAAAUGGUUGCUGGUGUUUGGUCUUCCAUCGUGCAAAUCGCUGUCAUGAAUUGGGCGCUGGGUGCUAUUUCAAAUGUCUGCGAUCAACACCAGGUCAACCACUAUUCCUGUCCCAAUGGACGAGUCUUUUUCAAUGCCUCUGUCAUCUGGGGUGUCAUUGGCCCUGCUCGCAUUUUCUCCGUUGGCCAGAUGUACUCGCCCAUGCUCUUCUUCUGGAUCGCCGGUGCUGUCCUCCCCUUCGUCAUCUACUUUGGUGCUCGUGCCUUCCCCCGCAGCCCCAUCCGGUACUUAAGUGCUCCGUUGAUUUUUAGUGGAUCUGGUUUGAUCCCCCCGGCCACCCCUCUUAACUACCUCAGCUGGGGCAUUGUCGGCUUCAUCUUCAACAAAUUCAUCCGUGACCGCUGGCGCGGCUGGUGGAUGCAGUAUAACUACGUUCUAUCCGCAGGCCUGGACGUCGGUCUUGCCCUGUGCACUAUCCUAAUCUUCCUCACUCUCAACCUGACUGGGACCGAUUUCCCUACCUGGUGGGGUACCUCAAUUGCCUCCAACACCAUGGAUGCCUCCGAUACCGCGAUCCAGGUUGUUCUUCCCGAAGGCCAGAAGUUCGGCCCCACAUCAUGGUAA
Molecule: messenger RNA, 2370 nt
Organism: Penicillium macrosclerotiorum
Lineage: Eukaryota; Fungi; Ascomycota; Eurotiomycetes; Eurotiales; Aspergillaceae
Gene: optB
Product: small oligopeptide transporter, OPT family
Exons: 2
Coding region: 1-2370 (789 amino acids)
Biological process (GO): transmembrane transport
Molecular function (GO): oligopeptide transmembrane transporter activity
Source: RefSeq, a predicted model, not a curated record